Messenger RNA from Necator americanus (New World hookworm), 1095 nucleotides. RefSeq lists its product as uncharacterized. Gene Ontology annotation, molecular function: oxidoreductase activity, acting on the CH-OH group of donors, NAD or NADP as acceptor. Bases 1 to 1095 code for a protein of 364 amino acids. The record is from RefSeq and is a predicted model, not a curated record. The transcript has 10 exons. Lineage: Eukaryota; Metazoa; Nematoda; Chromadorea; Rhabditida; Ancylostomatidae.
AUGCCACCUCAGAUUCGUGGGAUGAUGCCUUUGAUCAUCGACCCGAUUGUUUUGGUGACUGGAGCUUCCGGUUAUAUUGCUUCCCAUUGUGUUAAGUUGCUGCUGAAUGAAGGCUACCGAGUAAGGGGAACGGUGCGAAGUUUGAAAAACGAGAAAAAAGUGACGCCAGUGCGACAACUUCAACAAGACGAUCGCUUGGAGCUGGUGGAAGCCGAUUUGUUGAAGCCAGACAACUGGCCAAGGGUUGUCUCCGGUUGUCACUACAUUUUGCAUAUUGCAUCGCCUUUUCCUAUCGUGGCAGAUGCCAGUUGCAUCGAUAUCGCUGUCAAUGGAACACUGAAUGUCCUCAGAGCAGCUUCCAAAGACUCAUCCGUUAAAAAAGUUGUGCUGACAAGUAGUUGUGCUGCUGUUAACGAAGGUCAUCCUCAAGAUAAAGUUUUUGACGAAACAUCAUGGACUGAUGUCACCAGCCCAUCUGUGGAGUACUACGCUAAGAGUAAAACCCUGGCAGAAAAAGCGGCGUGGAAUUUUGUCGAUCAUAUCAAGGAUGGGAACAAGUUUGCGCUGACAUGUUUGAAUCCGACGAUGGUAGUUGGGCCUCUCCUUAUCAACGAAGAAGGGGCAAGCAUUACGCUGGUACGACGUUUCCUCAACACUGAGAUGCCGGCCGUACCAGAGCUUAACCUCGCCUUUGUUGAUGUUCGCGACGUCGCCAAAGCGCAUAUCGAAGCCAUGUGUCGUCCUGAAACCGACGGUGAACGUAUACUGAUCACCAGCCAGCCAUCAUUUUGGUUCCGUGAUAUUGCAAGAGUACUUGGUAAAGAAUUCAGGCAUCAAGGAUUUUGGGUGCCUCGAUAUCAAGUGCCGUACUGUGCCCUAUGGGUAUACUCGUUCUUUGACAAGGAGGCUUCGGCAUGUUUGAACCGAGUUGGACACACUAUUCGAUUCGACAAUUCCAAGGCCAAACGCCUUCUCGGCAUUGAAUUUCGGGAUCCUGCCGAAUCGCUUGUCGAAAUGGGUUACUCACUCGUCGAGAGAGGAAUCGUCAAGAAGCGAUCAGGUUAUCAAGGGGUCCCCAGCAAAUACAAACAAUAG